AUGACUUCUCCUCCUAAUCACAAUACCAGUAAUAGUUGGAAUGGGUUCUCUUCCCUCAUGCUCAACUAUACCACAACCACCACCACCAGCAAUUGUUCUUCUUCUAUCAAAGCUAAGAUCAUGUCUCAUCCCUACUAUCCUCUUCUCUUAUCUGCUUACGUCAACUGCCAAAAGAUUGGAGCACCACCUGAAGUGGUGGCAAAGUUAGAGGAAGGUUAUGCGUCGUCUGAGGAAGCCAUGGCUAGGAACAGAAGGGGAUGCUUAGGUGAAGACCCAGCACUUGAUCAGUUCAUGGAAGCUUACUGUGUGAUGCUCACUAAGUAUGAACAAGAGCUCACCAAACCCUUUAAAGAAGCUAUGAUGUUCGGCUCUAGGAUUGAAUGCCAAUUCAAGUCUCUCACUGUGUCCUCCUCUACAGAUUCUGGUGAUGACCCCUUCUUUGUUAAUUAA
Molecule: messenger RNA, 450 nt
Organism: Telopea speciosissima
Lineage: Eukaryota; Viridiplantae; Streptophyta; Magnoliopsida; Proteales; Proteaceae
Product: homeobox protein SBH1-like
Exons: 2
Coding region: 1-450 (149 amino acids)
Cellular component (GO): nucleus
Molecular function (GO): DNA binding
Source: RefSeq, a predicted model, not a curated record